GAGGGAGAGAAAGAGGAUUUUGGCCGUGCCUUUCUUCCUCCUUCCCCUGAUUUCUCUUCCUCCUGCUGCAGCCCCGGCUUCUUGCAAAGCGGUGGGACCGAACAGGCGCUGAGACUUGGCUGGCUACCCUGCCUCCCGACUCUCUCCAUCGGCUCCUUCUGUUGCCUUAUUUUAUUUCUCACCUGAUCUAGAAGUCCCAGGAACGUGUGAAUUGGCGGCGGCCUUGGACUGAGAAAAGGAGGCGGCGACGGCAGACACCUGAUCCGUUGGGCAGGACCAACUGGCCUCUGAGGGACACUCCUUGCCAAUGGUGUCCAGAGAGUGAGUCACAAGCUGCCAAGGAGCCUGUUCGUAAACACCGAGGCCCUAGAAAGGGGAAUGGAGCUUAUGUGAGAGUCUCCUUGUCCUGCGGAACGGCUCCCGAGCGGUUGGGGUCCCAGCGAUUUGUGGAACACUCAGGUUGAGGAAUUUUAAUGGCUUUCAGGUAGAAGACCAGUGGAGACAAUCAGAAUGAAUUCUAUGGACCGGCACAUACAGCAGACGAAUGACCGACUGCAGUGCAUAAAGCAGCACUUACAGAAUCCUGCCAACUUCCACAAUGCUGCAACGGAGCUCCUGGACUGGUGUGGGGAUCCGCGAGCCUUCCAGCGGCCCUUUGAGCAGAGCCUGAUGGGAUGCUUGACGGUUGUUAGUAGAGUAGCAGCACAACAAGGAUUUGACCUGGAUCUCGGCUACAGACUCCUGGCCGUAUGUGCAGCCAACAGAGACAAGUUCACUCCCAAAUCAGCUGCCCUGCUCUCAUCCUGGUGUGAAGAGUUGGGUCGGCUGCUCCUCCUCCGUCACCAGAAAAGCCGGCAGAACGACCCCCCUGGGAAGCUCCCUAUGCAGCCCCCCCUGAACUCCAUGAGCUCCAUGAAACCCACGCUGUCCCACGGUGAUGGGUCAUUCCCUUACGAUUCUGUGCCGUGGCAGCAGAACGCCAACCAGCCUCCGGGGUCCUUGUCGGUGGUCACCACGGUAUGGGGAGUGACUAACACCUCCCAGAGUCAGGUACUGGGCAACCCUAUGGCUAACGCUAACAAUCCAAUGAACCCAGGAGGAAACCCAAUGGCUUCUGGGAUGACGACCAGCAACCCUGGCAUCAACUCGCCUCAGUUUGCUGGGCAACAGCAGCAAUUCUCAGCCAAGGCGGGCUCCACCCAGCCCUACAUCCAGCAGGGCAUGUAUGGACGCCCCAACUACCCUGGCAGCGGAGGAUUUGGGGGCAGCUACCCCGGCGGCCCCAACACCCCUGCGGGCAUGGGCAUCCCGCCGCACACCCGGCCCCCCGCCGAUUUCACCCAGCCGGCGGCAGCGGCGGCAGCCGCGGCGGUGGCGGCGGCGGCGGCAACCGCCACCGCCACCGCCACGGCCACCGUGGCGGCUCUGCAGGAGACGCAGAACAAGGACAUGAACCAAUACGGACCGGUUUGUUCCUCUUUCCAGAUGGGUCCCACCCAGGCGUACAACAGCCAGUUCAUGAACCAGCCCGGCCCGCGGGGCCCGGCCUCCAUGGCAGGCAGCAUGAACCCCGCCAGCAUGGGCGCCGGCAUGACUCCAGCCAGCAUGAGCGGGCCCCCCAUGGGCAUGAACCAGCCGCGGCCCCCCGGCAUCAGCCCCUUCAGCGCUCACGGUCAGAGGAUGUCCCAGCAGCCCUACCCGGGGCCCCGGCCCCAGUCCCUGUCGAUCCAGAGCAUAAAGAGGCCGUACCCGGGAGAGCCAAAUUACGGAAACCAGCAGUAUGGACCAAAUAGCCAGUUCCCAACCCAGCCUGGCCAAUAUCCCACACCCAACCCACCGAGACCUCUCACAUCUCCCAACUAUCCAGGACAGAGGAUGCCAAGCCAGCAAAGCACAGGGCAGUACCCGCCUCCGACUGUCAACAUGGGGCAGUAUUACAAGCCAGAGCAGUUUAAUGGACAAAAUAACACCUUUUCGGGAAGCAGCUACAACAACUACAGUCAAGGGAAUGUUAAUAGGCCUUCUAGGCCUGUACCUGUGGCAAAUUACCCUCACUCACCUGUUCCAGGGAACCCGACCCCACCUAUGACCCCUGGGAGCAGUAUCCCCCCAUAUCUGUCACCCAGCCAAGAUGUCAAGCCACCAUUCCCUCCUGAUAUUAAACCAAAUAUCAAUGCUCUACCACCGCCUCCAACCAACCACAACGACGAGCUGCGGUUGACGUUCCCGGUGAGGGAUGGCGUGGUGUUGGAGCCCUUCAGGCUGGAGCACAACUUGGCAGUCAGCAACCACGUGUUCCACCUGAGGCCCACCGUCCACCAGACGCUGAUGUGGAGGUCUGACUUGGAGCUGCAGUUCAAGUGUUACCACCACGAAGACCGACAGAUGAACACCAAUUGGCCGGCCUCGGUGCAGGUCAGCGUGAACGCCACGCCUCUCACCAUCGAGCGGGGCGACAACAAGACUUCUCACAAACCUCUGCACCUAAAGCACGUCUGCCAGCCGGGAAGAAAUACAAUUCAAAUCACCGUCACGGCAUGUUGUUGCUCCCAUUUGUUCGUGUUGCAACUAGUCCACCGGCCCUCCGUCCGCUCUGUCCUUCAAGGCUUGCUCAAGAAACGACUCCUGCCUGCAGAGCAUUGCAUCACAAAGAUCAAGCGGAAUUUCAGCAGCGUGGCGGCCUCCUCGGGCAACGCAACAUUAAAUGGAGAAGACGGAGUGGAGCAGACGGCAAUUAAAGUGUCUCUGAAAUGUCCAAUCACAUUCCGGAGGAUUCAGCUGCCAGCCAGAGGCCAUGAUUGCAAGCAUGUGCAGUGCUUUGAUCUGGAAUCAUAUUUGCAGUUGAACUGUGAGCGAGGAACCUGGAGGUGUCCUGUAUGCAAUAAAACUGCUCUGUUGGAGGGUCUGGAGGUGGACCAGUACAUGUGGGGGAUCCUGAAUGCCAUACAGAACUCUGAGUUUGAAGAAGUCACCAUUGACCCCACGUGCAGCUGGAGGCCAGUGCCCAUCAAGUCCGACAUCCACAUCAAGGAUGACCCGGAUGGCAUCCCCUCCAAGAGGUUCAAGACCAUGAGCCCCAGCCAGAUGAUCAUGCCGAAUGUGAUGGAGAUGAUUGCAGCCUUGGGCCCUGGCCCUUCCCCCUACCCUCUCCCCCCUCCCCCCGGGGGCACUAGUUCCAAUGAGUACAGCAGUCAAGGCAACAACUACCAAGGCCACGGGAACUUUGAUUUCCCCCACGGGAACCCCGGCGGGUCCACCAUGAACGACUUCAUGCAUGGUCCCCCUCAGCUGUCCCACCCCCCAGAUAUGCCCGGCAACAUGGCUGCCCUCGAGAAGCCCCUCAGCCACCCCAUGCAGGAAACUAUCCCACAUCCUGGCAGUUCUGAUCAAUCCCAUAGUUCCAUGCAACAAGGUUUGCACGUACCUCACCCAAGCAACCAGUCAGGGCCGCCAUUACAUCACAGUGGUGCUCCUCCUCCUCCUCCUUCCCAGCCGCCCCGGCAGCCGCCGCAGGCCGCUCCUAGCAACCAUCCACACAGUGACCUGACCUUUAACCCCUCCUCAGCCUUAGAGGGUCAGGCCGGCGCACAGGGAGCUUCUGACAUGCCGGAGCCUUCGCUGGAUCUGCUUCCAGAACUCACGAAUCCAGAUGAGCUGCUCUCAUAUCUGGACCCUCCUGACCUGCCCAGCAAUAGCAACGAUGAUCUUCUUUCUCUCUUCGAGAACAACUGAAGUUCUGCUUUUUUUGUUUGGGUUCCCUCUUCCUCCCUCCCCACCGUACACCCCUCCCCUACCACACACACAACACACGCACACACGCACACACUCACACAAUUGUCCACUCUGGGGUGCAUCUCACUUGAAUGAGGUGCUCCCAGCUAACUCCUUCUUCAGAACUGCUGUGUGAAAGACACGGGAGAGAAAAUAACACACAGAACCACCACCAAUGCCUGAAGGGGCCAGAUCCCUCAGAUGGCUUAUCCUCUCUUCCAAUCUCCCCUCCCAGUUCAAAGCCUAAACUAUCGUGCAGCUAUUUUCUGACCACACUCAUUACAGUCCCAUAGAGAGAGCUCCGAGAUGCCCACCCAGGAGGAAUCCUGGCCUACCAGCAAGCGAAGAAAGAUGGAUCCUCGUCUCAGAAUCACCUUCCAACCCAGUGUUCUUCCAUUUCAGAAACUGGAACUCCCUACUCGGUCCCAAAAAAUCUCCCUGGAGUGACUGUGGAGCCAGGUGGAGGAGGACAAAGACUUUUGGUCACAAAUUAGAGAGAGAGAGAGAGAAGAAAGCGCACAGCACCUUGUGCAGGAAGUCAAGAGUUUUAGUGAUCGCUGUUGAUGAAGAUGACGAUAGUAAUGAUGAGGAAGGAAGACGCCUGAAACCACCAUCACCCACAAUGAAAAAAGCACAAAUCAUUUGCUGAAGAAAAAAGGAAGGGGUUGGUUAUCUUCUCUUGUCUGCCCCACUUGUGGUAAAGGGGGGAUCCUCAGUUUCUCUGAGCUACUGCCAACUUGAAUGUCUCCUCCAGGUAGCAGAAAUAUAUCUAGAUAUAGCUCUGCUUCCAAGUCCACUGCACAAACACAAGACUCCGAAACCACAGAGAAUGGGUGCAAACCAUCAGCCCAGCUCUGGAAGUAGAGUUUUGGUUUCUACUUUCGGUUCUGAGGGAUUUUCUGUAUUCCAUACUACCAAGUGCCCUGAGGGCUGGAGGGAGAUUGCCCAGAGGCCAACGGGUACCUGCCGAGAGCCUUCGGUUUCCACAGCCAGCAGAAGGACAGCGACAGCCAUAUCGUCCUGCACAACGUGGGGAGGGGGAGAGCUAAGCUGGUAAGAGCAAGGCAGGCCCCCGGAAGCGGAGGGGACGGUGACUCUUAACUUCACUCCCACCUCUUUUAUACAAUUUUGAAAAAAAAAAAGCAUCACUGAGAGAAAGGGGCAUUGGAAUUGAACAACAAAUCGCUUCUCUUUCAUUCUGUUUCCUUUGGUUCUUUUCGUCUCCAAGACUGUUACAUGUAGAGUCCAGCUCCUCUCUCUCCCACUUCCUUCCCCAUCCCCUCCCCUUUACUUUGUGUCGUAUUCUAGCUGUCAGGAUGGUGGGUUGCGUUGCGUUCAUUGAGGAAGGAGGUGGGUCUGGGGUGAGCGGGGAUUAGCCAUCGCUCCGUUAUUGCAGUGGCCCAUGAUGGGACCCCAUGUCACCCUGGCUCUUGUCCCACGUCCGUCCGUCCGUCUGUGCUGCUUGUGGGGCUACCUCUCCUGCAUGAGCUCCCUAUAGCUUCUCUGCCCAUUGGCGUGUGCUCUGUGUGUGUGUGUGUCUCUCCCGCGCUCCCUUUGAUAAACCGUGUACAGUAGCUGUGUAAGACGUGCAUGCGUGCCAACUUCACCUGCGUGGAGCUACAUUUCAGCUUUGCCCCAUGUACAGUUCUUCCUUCUUGGUUACUCGAAUCAAUUUGACUCUUCCCACUCAGAUGAAAAAUGAAGUCUCUUUUUUUCUUUCCCUCUCUCUUUUGGUAGGAUCCCAGCUGUCGCAUC
Messenger RNA from Tachyglossus aculeatus (Australian echidna), 5526 nucleotides. It is a transcript of the gene ZMIZ1, whose product is annotated as zinc finger MIZ-type containing 1. Gene Ontology annotation, biological process: protein sumoylation; regulation of transcription by RNA polymerase II. Lineage: Eukaryota; Metazoa; Chordata; Mammalia; Monotremata; Tachyglossidae. Bases 511 to 3732 code for a protein of 1073 amino acids. Gene Ontology annotation, molecular function: SUMO ligase activity; zinc ion binding. The transcript has 25 exons. The record is from RefSeq and is a predicted model, not a curated record.